AAAAAGGAGUGUUAUUUCAGAAGUCUUAAGAAGUAAUACGCAAAAGUUAGGACAACAAUGACAAAAAUUACAAUUAUAAAUUGCAUCAUUGUAGCUGUUUGCAUUUUUCAAACAGCAGAGGCAGGACUUCUUAACCCACUAGGUCCUCUAUUGAAUACUGUUUCAAAUACAGUUGAAAACGUAAAAGAAUUGGGAAAAGAAGGAAUCCAAAAUGGAAAGGAAACUUAUGAUAAAUUAACAGGACUUGCACCCCAAACAGAACUUUCAACAUCUUCACCAUGCACUAAUGCGGACAAUAAUAUUCAAGAAGCUGUCGACCAAGUAAUGCAAAUGUUUAAUACAUGCCUUAUGAAAACUAAUUCAACUUCUAAAAUUAAAGAAAUCGAUGUAACCGAAAGUCUGCAAAAUGUAUCAAAAAAUAUUCAAGAUGCUUUAAAUUGUAUUCACGAUUCGAAUAUAACUGAAUGCCUCAAUAAUGUUAAAGGAAACAUUUUCGAAAUAGUAACAAAAAUUAAAGAUACGGCACAACAAAGUGUGAGAACAGUAAUCCUACACAUCAAUGAUGUAAGAGAGUGUUUGGUAACAGAAAUUCAUCAAUUAACCAACCAGACUAUGAGCCAAAUCAUUCAAUACGUGAAACAAUGUGUCCAAAGUUUUACUUUUACGCUACCAUUUAAAUUAUAAAUUAUUUAUGGAUCAAUAUAACUCUAUUUUUACCUGCA
Messenger RNA from Acromyrmex echinatior (Panamanian leafcutter ant), 722 nucleotides. RefSeq lists its product as uncharacterized. NCBI's taxonomy places the organism in Eukaryota, Metazoa, Arthropoda, Insecta, Hymenoptera, Formicidae. The record is from RefSeq and is a predicted model, not a curated record.